AUGUCCACCAUGAUGGAAGCAAUCCAAUCCUUUUCUAGCCGUCUUGAUUAUGUAGAAAGCCGAAAUGUCGCGGAUUGUUUGCCAGUUCAAAACAUUCCUCCCAUCUUGCCUGUGCCAAGCAGCUUUCAGGUACCACCGCCAGUCGAUCCUCCUGAUCCAGGUGACUGGGACGAUGAAGGUGGGGAUGACGGUGAUGAUCCAAACAAUGAUGAUGUUGAAUUGGUACCAGAAAUUUCUGAGGAUGUUGUUCGUGAAAAGGAUGUAGUUGAUGCACGGGCCUUGCAGAGUGCUUGCAUUGACGCACUCCCCAACAAUGCGGCCGAAUACCGUGGUUGGAAGAACACCCUCAUUUUGUUGCUUGGUAGAUUUGACAUCUCCGGAAAAGAAGCCUUGACCUUGUGGUUGUCACCAUCCUUUCAGGUUGACGGUGAAAAAGAAGUUGAAUCUUCUUCGGGUCUGUUCCCACGCCUUCAGCGGUGGUUGGCCGGUGAGUUAAUUAAGUCUUUGAAGGGCAUCCCAGAGUUCUCUUUUCGAGUCCCAGGUUAUGUCGAAGGUUGUACUAGGAAAGUGCAAUCGCCCAGGGGUCGUGCCAUCUUGCAUAUGAUUUCUAGACAUUUUGAUUUGGACCGUAACAGGGGGGCUUUGUUGACUACCCAAAGCAUUUUCCAAGUCACCUUGCAGGGCUAUACCAUCAAGGAUUUCCGGGAAUUUUCGAGUUUGGCAAUGAAGACCUUGAAUUCCAUAUCUGCAGAUGACUGGCCAAAUGAACGUAUGCUUGGCGAAUGGCUGUUCCAUCAGUUGCCCAGUGUGCGAAAGUUGGAACGCGCAAUUGGAACCAUCAAAAUGUCAAGUUUAAAAGCCGAUGAGGGGAAUUUUGCAUUUUUGUGGGGUCGUUUGCAACCGUUGCUGGUUGAAGAGAGGGAGGAUGUCAAUGCCAAGGUCUUUUGGAGUUUGCUGCCGACAGUGGCGCUGCUCGUCAUUUGGUGUCUCAUGAGGCUUUGGCACAACAAGGAGGUGAUGCUUCAGUUAUCCAGCCCUUCCUCCGUCCGUCGCAUGAGUUCCUCCGUUUUCACACAGGCAAUUCCAGACUUGGAUUCGGAACCGUUGUUCCAGCUUGAUGUUGUCCGUGAUCUGCAAGGACUCGGUGAUGUCUCUGUCGAGCAUGAUUCCCCAAAGGUUGAUGAUGCCCCAGUUGAGAUUUCAGGUAAGGUAUUAGAGGGUAGGGUUGUUGCCUUAUCCAGAGAGCAAUGUUUGACUCAUUGGCCGAAGUCACCUUUUUGUGAUGUUUGCAACCGAGCGCGGUUGUACAGCAAGAGAGUGCGAUCAGUUCGCCAGUCUGACGAACAUCUUGAUUUGCCGGAUCCUGAUGCCUUUGGUCAACAGCUUGCAUGCGAUCACAUCAGUGUUUUGAAAUCAGCAAGAGGAAAAGAACAUGCAGUUUUCAUCAUUCAAGAUCGUUUCUCGAAAGUCAUUCAAGCGUAUCCUCAGUUUCCAGAGAUGCUGCACAACGAGUUUGCAAUCGUGAAGUCCGACGCUGCUGGUGAGAUUCUUAAGGCGGUAGUUGAGCAGGGUUGGCUUUCAGAAGCUUCCUGGAACGUGAGAUCCGAUGGUUCCAAGAAGUGGCUAGGUCACUUUUUCUUCCAGCAGGUUUAG
Cladocopium goreaui is the source of this 1653-nucleotide messenger RNA. Lineage: Eukaryota; Dinophyceae; Suessiales; Symbiodiniaceae. The record is from the annotation of a GenBank genome assembly.